GUCAACCUUAUCCUUCUCACUGUAAUCAUCCCGUCUACAAGCUACCUUCUCAUCCAUAGGUGGUCAAAGUCGGCUCAGUAUACGAACCUCUUACUGGCACGAGCGAGCGUCGCGCUGCUCACCGUGGGCGCCUUCACUAUCGGCUGCUCGGAUACAUCGAAAGCUAUGGUAGUCGGCCUCAGCAUUUUCGCUCUUGGUUCAGGCUAUAAUAUUCUCAUUCGCAGCCUCUUAGCAUCUGUCGUUGAGAAAGACAACAUCGGUAUGCUGUAUACAAUAAUGAGCAUCUCUGAGACAAUAGGGGCCCUGGUAGCAGGGCCUUUGCUCGCAGCGACGUUCCGCACCGGCAUGAACUGGGGUGGCCCUUGGAUCGGCCUGCCAUAUAUUUCAGUCGGGUCUCUGUUAGCGAUAGCAACCGCAGUUGUGUUUUUCACAGGGCUGUCGCGGCUGCAGCCUAAGGAGGUUGACAUGGAUAACGAGCAACGGUCAGGGUGUUAG
This is a messenger RNA of Colletotrichum navitas, 495 nucleotides long. RefSeq lists its product as uncharacterized. The record is from RefSeq and is a predicted model, not a curated record. The transcript has a single exon. The annotation marks the transcript as partial. Gene Ontology annotation, cellular component: membrane. Gene Ontology annotation, biological process: transmembrane transport. Gene Ontology annotation, molecular function: transmembrane transporter activity. Lineage: Eukaryota; Fungi; Ascomycota; Sordariomycetes; Glomerellales; Glomerellaceae.